GCCGGCGCCGAGCGCACGUGUCCGCGCCGCCCCUCCAGUGACAGUGAGCGCAGUUACAAACACACGGUCGUACAGUGCGUGCUAGUGAUCAACCCUGGUGGAUAAUGUGUUGUGAUUUGACGUGAACCUGUGAUGGAAAACCACUGUACCAGCGCCAUGAAGAGACUUUUACGGGGCGUCCGCCUGCGGGUGACCUGAGCCCCUCCCUCAGUCCCUCACACCUUAGGCCCGCGCGCCUAGCGAGCCCAGGCGCCUAGCGAGCCCAGGCGCCUACGGAGCCAUGGCGCGGCUGCUGGCUCUAAUGCUGGUGCUGGGGUGUCUGCUCAGUUGUGACACCAAGACUGUCAUGCAGGACAAACUAGCGGGCGUGCGCACGGUGGAGGUGCAGGCGGUGGAGGGCAUGGCCGCGCGGUUCCCCUGCGACCUGGCCUCGCCCAACAACGACAAGGUCUACAUGGUGUUCUGGUUCCGCGACGACGCCGGCAUCCCGCUCUACAGCUUCGACGUGCGCGGCAAGCCGCUCUCCGAAGCCCGUCACUGGUCAGCGCCGGAGGUGUUCGGGCCGCGCGCGCACUUCGCCCCCUCCCCCGCGCCCGCCGCGCUGCUCGUGAGGGACGUCAAGCGGAGGGAUGAGGGAGUCUACCGCUGCAGGGUGGAUUUUCGGAAUACCCAGACUACGAGCUUCAGAUAUAACCUUACUGUUGUUGUGCCCCCGGAGCGGCCGGUGGUGGUGGACCGCUGGGGCCGCGUCAUCAACGCCACCACGCUGGGCCCGCAUGAGGAGGGCGACGACGUGCUGCUCACCUGCAGGGUGCUUGGAGGCCGCCCCGAGCCCUCAGUCCGCUGGCUCGUCAACGGGGUACUAGUGGACGAGGAGUACGAGCACAAUACGGGCGACGUGAUCGAGAACCGGCUGCUGUGGCCCGCCGUGUCUCGCGCCGACUACGCCGCCGUGUUCACGUGCCAGGCCGCCAACUCGCAGCUCGUGCCGCCCCGGGAGGUGUCACUUGUGUUGGAUAUGUUCUUGCGUCCACUGACAGUGGAGAUCAAGAAGCCGUCGUCACUAGGCGAGGAGGAGUCUCUGACGGCGGAGCGGCGCUACGAGGUGGCCUGCGAGUCCGCCGGCAGCCGCCCGCCCGCGCUGCUCUCCUGGUACAAGGGCAAGAGGCAGCUCAAGAGGAUCACGGAGGAGCUGCGACACAACCUGACGGUGAGCGUGAUGAGCUUCGUGCCCACGCUGGAGGACGACGGGCGCAGCCUCACGUGCCGCGCCGAGAACCCCAACGUCACCGCGCUGCACAUGGAGACCUCGUGGACCAUCAGCGUCGUCUACCCGCCGGUGGUGAAGCUGCGGCUGGGCAGCUCGCUGGCGGCGGGGGACAUCAAGGAGGGCGACGACGUGUACUUCGAGUGCCACGUGCGCGCCAACCCGCCCGCCAGGAAGCUGUCCUGGCUGCAUGAUGACCGGGUGCUGCUCCACAACGCGUCGGCGCGCGUGUUCCACAGCAACCAGUCGCUGGUGCUGCAGAAGGUGACGCGCCACAGCAGCGGCCGCUACGCCUGCUCCGCGCUCAACGCCGAGGGCGAGACCGUGUCCAACGAGCUGCACUUCAGGGUUAAAUACGCGCCGUCAUGCCGCUCGGCGGGCGGCGCGGGCGGGGCGGGCGCGGUGGCGGUGGUGGGCGCGGCGCGCGGCGAGUCCGUGGUCAUCGUGUGCGAGGUGGACGCCGACCCGCCCGCCGCCGUCUUCAAGUGGAAGUUCAACAACUCCGGCGAGACGAUAGAUGUCGCCGCCGAUAGGUACACCAGCAACGGCAGCGCUAGCAGCCUCAAAUACACUCCAGUGGCGGACCUGGACUACGGCACGCUGUCGUGCGCGGCGUCCAACGAGGUGGGCGCGCAGCUGCAGCCCUGCGUGUUCCAGAUGGUCGCCGCUGGCAAGCCGCACGCGCCGCGCAACUGCUCGCUGUGGAACCAGACGGCGGAGGCGGCGGAGGUGUCCUGCGUGGGCGGCUUCGACGGCGGCCUGCCGCAGACCUUCCUGCUCGAGGUCUACACGCCCGGCGACCCCGUGCCCAGAGUGAACCUGUCAUCCGACGAGCCGUCGUGGACGGUCCGGGGGCUGGAGUGGGGCGUGCGGUUCCGCCUGCAAGCCGUGGCAGUGAACGGCAAGGGCCGCUCGCCGCCCGCGCGCCUCGACGACCUGCUGUUCCCCGACCCGGAGAAACGGACCGCGUCCGAAGCGCCGUACGGCAUGGGCGUGACGGGCGCGGCGGCGGGCGCGGCGGCGGCGCUGCUGCUGUGCCUGGCGCUGGCGGCGCGCGCGCGGCGGCGGCGGCGCCCCCCGCGCGGCAAGCCGCCCCCCGCGCCCCCCGCCCCCCGGCAGGAGAAGCCGCAGGAGCAUGAUGACAAGGAGCCGGAUCUUAUUCCUAAUAAUUAUUGUGAGGCGACAAGCGCCCCGAGCCUGGCCGUGUCGUCGCCGGGCCGCGCCGAGCCGCCGCCGCUCAACGCAACGUGCAACGGCCCCGGCUCGUCGUGGACGUGGGGCGCGCGCGGGCGGGACCCCGCGUCGUCGGUGGGACACCCCCCGGGCGGGCCCCCACGCUCCGCCUCCGCCACGCUGCGCGCCGCCGCCGACCUCAACGUCGACGCCAUCAAGGAGAAGCUACUCGACCACCGGAUCCCCGAGUCCUGCGUGUAGGCCAGUGACAGCACGGUGACAGAGCGCAGUGACAGAGCACAGUGACAGGCAGCACAGUGACAGACAUGACUGUGGUGGUUCACACUAUGUGUUUUUAAAGCUUUCGUGAUAGUUCUGUGACGUUCCGUGGAUUAGUUACCUAUCUGUUUAUAUAUUGGUUUUGAAAUGUUGUUCAAUCUUGCGUCGGCAAACUUGAGUAAACGAAUGUACAUACAUAUUUAAAAAAUAUUGUUUGUAAAAUCUUUAAUGGAAAAUAUUGAAUCCAUUAACUUGUUUGGAUAAAUUGUAUGUAAAUAAUCAGUGGUCAGCCAUCGUCACCGGUGGAGUCGCCGCCGCGCGGAGCUGUGUAUUGUUAAUUUGUCUGAAGGUGGUCCUAUGUAAAUCUUUAGGUAGCAAUUUUUCCUCGUCAGUUUAAAGAAAGUCUAAUAGAAGAAAGUUGCUAUAAUUUCCUUCACUCCUACUCUGAAGACUACUUGGUUUUCUCUACCGUGUAAAUACUAGCUGAUAAGAGACUGAAUCUUUGCCACUUUUUUACAUGUCUACUGAUGCCCUAGAUAGUAAAUUUACGCAGUUAUGUGAACAGAUGACUAAAUAAAUAUAAUUGAAUGGAUUCGACGUUACUUGUAUAGUCUAAUACUAAGUGUAAAUAAAGUUUGUACUUUACUCUUAAGAAUUUUAACGUCGGCUUGGAAAGUGAUUUGCGUGUUCAGACUGGGCGGACAGAUAUUUAUAAAACAUGAAUUUAAAUUAGUGGAAUGUGCCGCAGUGUGGACACGCAGUCGGAGUUACUGUUUAAAAUAAGUAUUAUUUAAUUUGGUGUACAGAGUGAGUGAGAGGCGAGUGUCGGCGAGUGUUGCGUCCGUCGCGGACUUUGUAUAGAGUUCCCGACUUGUUGUAAAUGUAACAGAGCAGUCUAUUUCAUAAUUGAAAAUUGUCUUGAAAUCAUCUAAAAAUCUGUUAAAACAAUAAUCUUCCAUUGUUUUUUUUUUUGCAAAUACCCAUAAAUUUUUAAAUUAAAUUUUCAUAUGGGCAAAUGUUUUACGAUCACAGUUAUUUCAACAUAUCGUAUUAAAAGUUACAUGUCAAUGUCACAUAUCUUAACUUAUAUUCUAUAGUUGAAUAUUUUGUAUAGAUACGGCGAUCGAUUAAAAUACUAAACUGGUAAUUAUUUGUACCAUUUUAAAUUACUUGUUUAUUUUUCUCUAAAUGUUUUUGUAAUAUAGUAGAGUAAAUCAGUUUUGUUUACCGAUCAAAAGGAUCUCAUUAAAAGGUUGAUGAAUGUUGUAUCAUAUCAUCAACUAUAGUGUCGCAGCGCGGCGUCGGUCGAGCAUUAACAUCAUCAUUAACAAAAGAAAUGUGUAAAAAUACUUGUUUAAAAAUUGCAUUUAUCUAAAUAUUGAAAUUUAAAAAACAUGUUAUAAUAUUAUGUAAUAUUAUUAUGUUAUUUACUUAACCCCACAUUUAAUUGUCUAUACAUAGCUUAAUUUUUACACCUUUUUAAGGAAUUCGUUUUGAGAAAAUACCUAAGUUAUUCGUGGUCUUGAUCACAAUUCUUGUUUACUGAAUUCACUGAAAGUGUGGACUUGUUAAUGCUCGGACCAGGCUGACGCAAAACUAUGCAUUUAUUUACAAACCGACUGAUAGCGCUCGAUCGUUGUAUAUGUAGGAGAAUUAUUAGCUAAAUUUUAUUUAAAUAUUGUAAGAGAAGCGAUUUGUUAAUAAAAAUGUUUAUAAUUAUUAACUCGAAGAGUUCGCCCUACUGUUGACUUGUUUAUUUUGGGAGAGAUUAAAGGUUGUCUUGGAAGUA
Messenger RNA from Plutella xylostella (diamondback moth), 4508 nucleotides. RefSeq names its product sidestep II transmembrane protein (gene side-II). Gene Ontology annotation, molecular function: protein binding. NCBI's taxonomy places the organism in Eukaryota, Metazoa, Arthropoda, Insecta, Lepidoptera, Plutellidae. The record is from RefSeq and is a predicted model, not a curated record.